AACACAUCACACCGCUUCUUCAUUCUACUCCUUUUGCUCCCCACUGAUUGUCUCCUUUAAAUUCCUCACCAUCUUUACCAUUAUUCCUCAUAAAUUUCAGAACUUUUUCUGCAAAUGGUACCUUUUAAUGGAGGACAUAGAUUUUUCAAGUUCAGAAUCACAAUUUUCUUUAACCUUUCUAUUUCUACUUCACCCUGAUUUUCUUUUUUCAGGGGAUCAAAAUUUCAGCUAAAUUAGUAUAAACCCAGAAAACCCUUUUCUUUUUUGACCUUAAAUUGUUGAAAUUUAGACAAAGUUUUCUACUUUAUUUACUGGGUUCGUUGAAAUUUGUUUCCUUUUUAAAAAAGAAUCAACCUUUUGAUAAUAAUCAAUGGCUUUGAUUCAUAGAAUCAGUAAGAAUUACGAAUUCUCACUUUCUGUUGUGGAAAUGGCAAGAAUUUUGCUAAGAAUCAAUUAUUCUACGCUUUUAUGGUUGUGGUUGGGUGUUUUCUUCUUUGAAAAUCAUGAAGGAAAACCCCGGAUUUUCUAGUGUUUGUUCUUCCCUUUUUUUCUUUUUCUUGUGUUUUACACCUUAAGAUACAUAAUUUCAUAAAUACAUAGCUAAAAAAAGUUGGUUGAAUUUGUUUGAUAUAAAGUCAUGUAUAAUAUGAGGGUUAGAACCCAAGUUGGAGGAGCAACUUCUCAGAAAAGUUAUGUGGAAAUUGAUCCUUCUGGUCGUUAUGGACGUUUUAGAGAAGUUCUUGGAAAAGGAGCCAUGAAGACUGUCUAUAGAGCAUUUGAUGAGGUGCUUGGAUUGGAGGUAGCUUGGAGUCAAGUAAUGUUGAAUGACGUUCUUGGUUCUCCAGAUGAACUGCAGCGGCUCUACUCUGAAGUUCAUCUGCUGAAGAGCCUUCAACACGAGUCUAUCAUACGGUUCCACAGUUCAUGGAUAGAUAUUGAUAAGAGAACUUUCAACUUCAUUACUGAAAUGUUUACCUCUGGAACUUUGAGAGAAUAUAGGCAAAAGUAUCACCAAGUAGAUAUACGAGCAAUCAAAAAUUGGGCACGCCAAAUCCUUCGUGGUCUUGUCUAUCUGCACAGCCACGAUCCUCCGGUGAUACACAGAGACCUCAAGUGUGAUAACAUUUUUGUCAAUGGCCAUCUUGGACAGGUGAAGAUUGGUGAUUUGGGAUUGGCAGCUAUUCUUCGUGGUUCACAGUAUGCCCACAGUGUUAUAGGGACUCCAGAAUUCAUGGCACCAGAAUUGUAUGAGGAAAAAUACAAUGAACUUGUAGAUGUAUAUUCUUUUGGAAUGUGCGUCUUAGAGAUGCUUACUUCUGAAUAUCCUUACAGCGAAUGCUCAAAUCCAGCCCAGAUCUACAAGAAAGUCACAGCGGGAAAGAAGCCGGAGGCUUUUUACCGCAUACAAGAUAUGGAAGCCCAACAGUUUGUUGGAAAAUGCUUGGAAACUGUUUCAAAGAGGUUACCAGCCCAUGAGCUGCUCUUGGAUCCAUUUCUGGCGACUGAUGAUAAUCUCCUGCCAUUGCCAGAACGGCCUCUUCGAAUAUACUCCCCAAAAGGAGUUUUGGUUGAUAUGCCUUUUCUGCUUGAUAAUCCUAUUAGGAACACUGACAUGACAAUCACUGGAACUUUGAAUCCUGAAGAUAACACCCUUUUUCUGAAGGUGCAGAUCUCUGAUAAAGAUGGUUGUGUCAGGAAUGUUCACUUCCCGUUUGACAUCAUUUACGACACGGCAAUGGAGGUUGCAACUGAAAUGGUGAGGGAGCUUGAUAUUACUGACUGGGACCCCCACGAGAUUGCUGAUAUGAUCGAGGAGGAGAUCUCCACUUUAGUUCCAAGAUGGAAGGAUUUGAAGUCACCCAAAUGUCAGCAGCAUUACAGUUUUAACUUUAACAAACAUGAUGACGAAAAUGGUCCUCCCGGCCUGUCUUCCUGUUCACCAUCCCAUGACUCUGCUCGUGGCUCCUCCAAGUCAUGUGAAGUACCAUGCUCUCAUAAGAAUCCCUUGAAUGCAAAUCAGGACUGGCUUCAAGGAUGUAUAGAUUAUAUCGAAGAUACAUAUUCAGAAAGCUCAUGUACUUCAAGCACUUGCUCAGACUUUGCGUAUUCUUUGCUGAAUAGUUCUGAAGCAAGGGAUGCCAUCUCAAAUACAAAAACUGAGGAAUAUACUAGGUUCUGUCCCCAAGAAAACACGGUUUCUAAGUGUGAUGAAAAGUCCAACGGCUUUUUGGGUACCCGGUUUAAGGGUAUGAACACUAGUGGGCACAAGAAGCUUAGCAAGUUACGUUCGUUCAUGGACAUCCGUAGUCAGUUGUUAAAUCGAGGCUUGAUGCAGGCGAUGAACAAGCGACGUGCAGCUAAGACAGUUGGUGCUGUGGAAAACAUCGGGUUUCAUGAUCCUAGCUGACCUUACUUCUCAGAGGGAAUUGCAAAAUAGAAGAUAUCCGGUGCUAUAAUAUUUACUACUUCACCUUAAUUUAUGUUUCAAUCUGUCUCAAAAUAAUAUUAAAGAGUAGGCGGAGUUUUGGCAAAUUAAAAAAUAAACAUAAAAAAAAAUUGAGAAGAAAUAUUUUCAUGCACUAGUUGAAGUACUCAGGUCUAUGUUGCUCGGGUUUCAUGUCGGAAUCUAGUAUGUGUCUGACUCGACUGUUUUAAGAAAUAUAUUCACGGUAUUGGUCGAAACAGUGUCGGAGUGUCCACACUAAUGGUUUGAGUGUCGAAAGUUCGACAAAAGUACUUGAGAUAAAAUGAAGAUUCUGAGUAACCUAGCCAUGGUUUAAGGUUUCAGCUAAGUCUGAGUGGGCUGAUUAUUUUGGAGUAUGCUUCCAUGAUGUUUGUUACAUAUCCUAUUAUAGCUAGUUUAUUAUGUAAAUUUGAUUUGUUAUGUUUUAUAUGAGCUUCCUCUUCAUUCCCCAAGAAAGAUAUAGAAAACCUCAAUAAAGGGGGCACGAAAGAGGAAAGUAUGAUGUAUUGAAUCAAUGUGAAGUGGUUAGUGCUGUAAAUAGUGGUUGGUUACAUCAAUAGUACGUUUUUUGUGAAUAAUAGUUUGAUGUUAAUAUGCCA
Beta vulgaris subsp. vulgaris (sugar beet) is the source of this 3063-nucleotide messenger RNA. Its product is annotated as probable serine/threonine-protein kinase WNK5. Gene Ontology annotation, molecular function: ATP binding; protein serine/threonine kinase activity. The record is from RefSeq and is a predicted model, not a curated record. Bases 638 to 2407 code for a protein of 589 amino acids. Lineage: Eukaryota; Viridiplantae; Streptophyta; Magnoliopsida; Caryophyllales; Amaranthaceae. The transcript is spliced from 7 exons. Gene Ontology annotation, biological process: intracellular signal transduction; protein phosphorylation. Gene Ontology annotation, cellular component: cytoplasm.